This is a messenger RNA of Lachancea meyersii CBS 8951, 996 nucleotides long. Lineage: Eukaryota; Fungi; Ascomycota; Saccharomycetes; Saccharomycetales; Saccharomycetaceae. The record is from the annotation of a GenBank genome assembly.
AUGAACGACCCGUACAAUAACAGCGUGGACGACGGGUGCGAUGCUUUUCGAGGCAAUCGGGCGCCCCCACCCAUAAUGGCAGGGCCAGGAUCGCCCAUGCCACCGUAUUCGCUGCCACUGCUGGCGCAGCAAUCACAACACAGUACGCCCACCCCGUCCCAGCAGCAACAGCAGCAGCAGCAGCAGCAUCAACAACUGAGUGUCGUCACUUCGCCAACGUCUGAUACUGGCUCUUCCUCCAGUCAAAAACCCUCUAGAAGACUGUGGACACCGAUGGAAGAUCUGGUGCUGCUGACCCUGGUUCUCACCCACAAACAUGCGCUGCCCGUAGCUUCCAACGCACGACGUUUUUGGGAGUUUGUCAGUCAACAGCUUCUUCAAGAGCAUUCCCUGCACAGGAACACCCGUCAAUGUCGGGACCGCUUCAAUCUGCUGCACGCCCGCGGUGUGAGAAAUGCUACCUGUAAUGUUGAGCCCAGCUCCCAUCGAGACGCACUAACCUUGAAGAUCGCACAAGUAUUCGACUCAACAGACAGAGGCCAUUACAGACUCAGUCGUGAGUAUAUUGAGCAACUCAACUCAAAUUCGCCCCAGACCCUAAGCUACGACGGCAGCGAUCAGCAGUUCCAUGCUGAAAGCCAGUUAAGUCAUGUUAACGCAUACCCAACAGUGACGGGGCCCGGAGCUUCUGUGCCUAUGGCUAUUCCCCACGCGAUGCCACACGAAAAUGAUAAACACAGCGCACCCACAUCAGAAUUGAUCCACAUCUCAAAUUCAAUCACAUCUUUGGUAUCUUCUUCCCAAAGGCUAGCCACGGACUUUCAAGACUUGUCGGAAAGGUUCGCACACUUGACAAACCAAGUCAGGUAUAUCCAAAUGCGGUUGGAUAAGUAUCAAGGAACAUACCAGAACGAUGUCCCGGUACGAGAACCCUCGCAUGAACAGUUCAUUCCCGGGGGCGACUUUAUCGGGCCGGCGAAGAGGCAAGAUCAAUGA